UGCGAAUUUGCAACAUUCUCAGAGGGUUCCGACAUCGUCUUUUUUCGCGGUUGGCGGCUUUCAUCAUGUCGCAGGACCGGGGGAAGGAUCCGGUAGACUCGCUCACGACCGCCCGACAAGGUCAUAACACGAAGACGUUUGACUCGCCGUUCAAGGUCGACCCGAAAAUCGACGGCAAGAGGGACGACCCGGUGUGGCAUUUCGUAGCCAGAGGGCGUUAUUUAGAUGGGUCGACGGUGGCGGGUAGGAAGUGCAGUCAUCGAUGCCUUUGCAGGUUGUGCGGGCGUUCGAUUUGUGGGGGCGCUAAAGCCACCAAGGAGAACUUCUCGAAGAGCGAGAAGUUCCGAUGUGAGGCAGCCACUCCUGCUGUGUGGUAUGCGAUCUGGUCGAAGGACAUGACAAAAUGUCCGAAGGAGUUCGCGUCGGCCAUAGAAACGUUGCAGAGCUUAUUGCCAGGCCAUCCGAGCUUGCAGUGGCCACCUCUUCGAUUCCCCGAGGAUGCAGUGCCGCCGCUGGUUCCUCCCACCGCCCCUUCAGGAGCGGUCGCAUCGCCCAAUUCUGGGACUCCGACCAUUCGAGUCACGGUACCGCGUCCUGCAUCAACAGUUGCAACACGACCGGCAGCCCCGCCGUCUGCGCCGCUGGCUGGGACACGAGGUGCUCGCGAUGUGGGAGUUGGUCGUUCCACGACAGCCAACGAGCCCCCGCCUGUGGGGGGUGGUGUGGGCUCUGCGGCAUUUGACGAGGCGAGCACCCGUGCAUUUAUUGAGAGUCGCAGGUGGGGGGGGAGUGCCGGCAGUUCAGCGCCCGCGCUCGCCCCUGUUUUCAGGAGUGCUAGGCAGUCAGAUGCCGCACGGGGUGGUACUGCGGUGGCACCUGGUGCAUCGCCCCGCAGUUCGUCAGAGCACCCCUGGCUGCCACUGCCACCGUCGAGAGCGGCACAGCGUCCAGUGGUCCACCACGCUCACGGAACCGCCCACCCGGAUCCGUCACACGCGCCUGCAGAUGCUCGACAAUCUGCCUUCGUGCCUCGUUUUGGGGAACAGGUGGAUUAUGGGGUGUCUGCCGAGGAGGUCCGCGCUCCGGUGUCCGAUUCAUCGCCGACCCCUAUUUCGACAACCACGGCCGGUGGUCGGUCUGCCCCACAGCCUCCACCCGUGUUGACCGGAUCGUUAGACCCGUUGCAGCGCAUUCGUGACCUUGCAGUCGCCCAGAGCGCGGCACCUGUGAGCCCUGGUGGGUUUUUGGAUGCUGGGGUCCUCGGCGAGAAAGCUACGACGGGACGAUGUCGGGGCACUUACAGGCAGCAAGCCGUCACGUCAUAUUAUUCGGACCCUUUGGAGCGCGCGUGGCAUCUGCAAAUCAUGCGGUUCAUCGUUGAGAGCGGGAUGCCGUUCAACAGCACGAAGCUUGAAAGCUUCAAACGCAUGUUCACGAUGAUAAUCCCGUCGGGGGUUCCUGGGGCGCCCGCACCUAGACUUCCCUCCUACCACAUGCUGCGCACGACCCUUUUGGACGAGUUGGAUGGUGAGGUCCAAAAGUGUGUUCGGCCGGUGCUUGACACGUCGAGAGAGACCGGUUGCACAAUCAUGAYCGAUGGUUGGAYYAACAUCCGUGGUCAGACGUUGUGCAACUACCUYRUUGGUACAGAGAUCGGGGUGGUGUAUGUGUCCACCGACGUCAUGCGCGGCAAAAAGGACGCCAGUGCCCUCGCGAACGCAUGGUUGAAAAGGGUGAAGUCCAUGGACAUUCAAUUGAGCGACAUCACGACGUUCAUGACGGACUCCACCGGGGUGAACGUGGCGGCGAUGGAGGUAUUCCAAAAAGAUGAGAGCGUGAAACACAUCUUCUGGAUUCCUUGCGUCGCCCACAUCAUGGACCUCAUUCUCGAGGACAUCGGCGGGAUUGAUUGGGUGGYUUCCCKCAUUGCGCAAGCGAGGCUGGUUACAMGGUUCUUCAAGCGCCAUGGACAUGCGAGAGCGGUUCUUGAGGCGCACCCGACGAAGACUCUUCUACUACCGGCGGAGACACGUUUCGGCACGAAGGUCAUCAUGAUGACGAGGCUGGUGGAACUGCGGGCAGCUUUGACAAAUGUUGUGGGCGACGAUCGCUGGCGYGAGACUGUUUGGUCGACCAGCAAGAUCCGYAAGGACGCMGCGGAGGUCACUGCGUGUAUCGGCUCCCCUCCAUGGUGGGAGGAUUUGAGAGCUCUWUGCAAGAUSCUMGAGCCCAUMAUGGACAUGYUGARGUUGGUGGAYARCGACACACGCCARAUCAGCAAGAUUCUGCGACRKUACGAGGAGAUGAUUGCRUCUUGUUUAUCYGCAUGUCGUGACAUUGAUCGGGASCAGCAGGACGCUAUUGUYGAGGUKUUCCWCARGCGGCGCACCAUGUUCAAGACCCCCRCCCACACGGCAGCCAUGCUGCUAGAUCCAGAGUUCCGGAACACGAUGCUGUGUGACGAUGCGGAGGCCGUGGAGGACGAGGCAGCCGUGGACCAGCAGCUCGUCAGAGGCACCGAUGCGCUGGCGAAGGUGACCGAGGAGGAGUUGAGCCUCGCCAAAGAGAGGAUGCGCGCCGUUUCCCGCAUGGGAGCCGAGUGUCGGGUGGCGGAGUCGGACAGGAGGCGACGCAGGGCCGGUGGUCGGGGACGUGGCGGCCGUGGACGAGCAGGUGUCGGAGGACGUACACGUGGCGAUGCGGGUUCCGCUCCUCGGACUCGGCGACAGCGGACGGAUGGUUGCAUUCGCAGGGCCCGCAUGCGUUGGGACGAGGGUGACUUCUUGUUCGACAGCACAUCCAGCGACGACGACGAUUUCUUUGCGGUUGACGAGCGUGUGGACGACGAUGUUAUGCUCGGUGGUCGCUUCGUUUUGAAGCGGUUGAGACACGGGGGCAGACGGGAUGACAGUGUUGCGUCUUGUGUACGCAGACGUCAUGUCCACAUUGCGAUCGACACGGGGGCACGUGACAUGCGGCAGGACCCGGUUGCCGUGUCAGAGGACGAGAUGGGAGAUCCUUCCAACGAGACACGGCGUGACCCGGUUCAUGGAGAGGAGUUAGCCUCGAACACCGAUGUGAUGGUGACGGAGGAGGAUACAGGGUUCAGGAUCACUCAUCCCCGGUUGCCAGCGCCGGUUGUUGGCACUGAGGAGGAGACGGAGUUCGGAGGACCCGGUCCACUCCGCCAGGCGCAGACUCGGUGCACUCCAGCAGGCGCCCCAGUCCACUCUACAGGAGCGGGUUUGGAGGACGGUGAGGCACGACGUGAGCCGCCUCCUCACACGAGUGACGGCGGUCUAGAGGAUGGAGAGGUUGCACCUACUCCCACUUGUGGACAGGACGGGGAGGACGAACGUCCUCCGACGGACCACCACGUCGGCCUCGACUGCCCGCCCGACAGUCUUCCGCCCACCGACGAGCUAUUCACCAUGGAUUCCGCCUUGGCAUCUCUGCCCGAUAUAUCGCUACUGAUAUCUCCCACUUUGCCGGUUGUGGCACCACCGGAGCCUGCUGGACGAGAUGACGCGCGUUGUGACAGAGGGUUCGACGAGUUCGGCGGCGACACGAUACUGCAUCCUCCAGAGUCCGGCACUCCCGCCAUUUUUCAUGUCGGUGCACCGUGGGCGGUGGAGCAGGGGUUGGCAGAGGAGGUGGCACGGAACCGUCGUGGCGGACUGCACGUCGCAACGCAACGUAGUCUGGAAGGUUCACUAGAGGCAGCGUCUGGAGAUUUUUCGGUGCAGGGGGGUCAUGGUUCGCAGCUGUUAUCGGACGGUGUGUCAUCAGUCCAUCCACCAGACGAGGGCCCGCAGCGAGAGCCACAUCGAGGCCCAGCGGAGAGUUUAGAGGCGAGGCCUCCCGGAGUUAUCCGCUCGGACGGAGGCGAGAGCGCUGCGCAGAGCGCAUUGCCUGCGAGGUCUUUCUACGACGGUGCGGGCAUGGACCGGAGGGCGGGCAAUAUUGGACAGACAUCAGCAUGCGGACCGGCAGAUGUGCCCGCGGGGGCUCGAUCGAUCGGCAACGUCGAUGGCACUUGUCACGAUUCCAUGAGAGCUUACGAGGAGCAGCAUGGGAGGCCUAUACGGGCCAAGACGACCGAUGUCAACGACACCUGGACGGCAACUGCGAGGCUGUCACGGGCGAGGAAGAAGGGAACAGGUCUGUCGAUUCCAUAUCACCGGCGCCGCCCGCAUCAUUUUUUCCGCAAUAGGGACGAGACCAGACAGAUGCCAGCUGCCGCAGAUGGACAGGGGGGCCCGGAGGGAGGUGACAGAGUGGACGAAUCAGGUCGAGGUGAGAAGAGACGAGGCGACACGAUCAUCAUUCACGACGACAACUCCACAGCCGCUGAGGGCGGUGAGACCACAGGCGCCGACGAUCCUGAUGACUCCGAUUACGUCCCGAGGAUCCGGACGGCGGACGGAGAUGACGGCCGAGGUCGUCGCGUGAGGAUGAGAACUGGACCUGGCCCAGAAGGUCAUUGCACCCCAGCGGCACAUUUGUCGUCUAUUGAUCCAGAUCCUUCCAAUAAUGGCAAUAAUUCGCUUCAGCGAGGAAGCCGGCAUGAUCUAUUGCGAUUUUGCUGAACUUCUCAUACGUCAUCCCCUCUUCCUUUGUGUCGGGAUAGAGUUGCGUUCUCAGGAGAUCCGGGAGUGCUCGUGCAAAACUGUUUA
This is a messenger RNA of Chara braunii, 4676 nucleotides long. The record is from the annotation of a GenBank genome assembly. NCBI's taxonomy places the organism in Eukaryota, Viridiplantae, Streptophyta, Charophyceae, Charales, Characeae.